Molecule: messenger RNA, 1639 nt
Organism: Nicotiana tabacum (common tobacco)
Lineage: Eukaryota; Viridiplantae; Streptophyta; Magnoliopsida; Solanales; Solanaceae
Source: RefSeq, a predicted model, not a curated record
AGUGUAGUAGAACUAGAAACCAGAGAAAAAUGGGGAAGAGAGGAAGACGAAGAAGAGAUGAAGCUCAAGAAAUUACAAGACCUGAACAAGGAGAGACUUAUCGACAAUAUUCUCAACAGCAGCAAACAAGGGCUCCUCCUAUUGGGAGUGAAAGAGUGAAAAUGAUGAAACUAGAAGCCAGACUAAACGCUGCUUCAUCUCUUCAAGCUGCACUAUCACCACCUCCGGGUUUUGCGCCAUCAGAUACUUCAUCUCCCAAUCCCAGGUAUCAAACUCGCAAUUAUUUAAAGGCAGUCCUUAGCCAGUGUAAGUUUAUGACUGCAACAUCAAGGUCUGCAGUUCGACAUGUUAAGGCGUCGUAUUCUUCAAUUGCUACUUGUGACUUUCCUGCUCACCCUAUCACUGGAAUCUCUCAUGCAACAAAUGAGAAGGUUGAUGAUUCCGUGCAUGCAGAACUUAAUCAUCAUUCUAUUCUAUCAAACCAUGGCACCUUGGAUGUGGAGAAUCAGCAACCGGGGCAACACACCGAAAAAGCUCCUUUCCCUGAAGUUGUAGUUGAGAACAAUGCAACACAAAGUAAGGCUGAUGUGGUUUUAGAUGCUAAUGCAGAACUUAAUCAUCAUUCUAUUCUAUCAAACCAUGGCACCUUGGAUGUGGAGAAUCAGCAACCGGGGCAACACACUGAAACAGCUCCUUUCCCUGAAGUUGUAGCUGAGAACAAUGCAAAACAAAGUAAGGGUGAUAUGGUGUUAAAUGCUAAUGCCACCGAACCAGAAUCCAGAAGCAACCAGAGUGGUGCGCAUCCAACAAAAACCAUGAGCCUUAAUCUUACAAGGAUGGCUGCACUUAUGAAUGACUAUUCUUCUGAUGCUGAUGAGGUUGGAUCUCAACCUGCUCAUCUGUCAGUCGUGGUUAACGGUUACAGAGUUAAGGAGGAAGCAGCACCUGUUCUCCAGAAGAUCUUCCUCAAGUACGGAGACAUUGCGAAGAAUAGCUCUUUCUCUUCAGUGAAUAUUUCUUCAUCGCUCCUGGAGUUAUUUUGUGACAUCUAUAAGAAAUUGGAGGAAACAGAUUUCCGAAGCAUAAACCCCAAGGAGCUCCAAUCCAUGCUUGAUGAAGUUAGAGAUCUCGAGUCUGCCAACAUAGAUGUAGGGUGGCUCAGUCGAAGGUUGAAUGAUAUCUCUCAGGCCAAGCAACUUGUCAAGGACAGUCGCAAAUUGAAGGAGGCAAAAACCAGGAACCUCGCAGUGAUGGAGACAAGCAAGAAAGAGCUGGAGGAAAUGAAGGAAGAGUGGGCCGCUUGUGUUGCAACAUGCCAUGUUUUGCAAGAAAGAAUCCGCAAAAAAGAGGAUGAGUUUGGCAUUGCGCGUUGUGAAAACGAAAUGAUCAUGCAGCAAUUUGAAGAUUCAAAGGCCAAGGUGAAUGAUUUCCUCAAAAAGUCCUUGGUCCAUGACCUUCUUUGAGCAACCUGGUGUUUGUGAUUUUUUGUCUUGGAUAGGACCCUAUGAAUGGUCUUUUUGAGUACUUCUUAAUCCCUUUGCUAGUACUAGGAGUUCUAUUAUCCUAUACAUACAAUUGGGCCCCAACUGCAUAUGAGUUCUAGAAGAUAUCAGUACUCUCUUAGUAGCUGCAUUGCAAC